AUGUGUGGCCAGUGGGGGCUAUGUGUGGCCAGUGGGGGCUAUGUGUGGCCAGUGGGGGCUAUGUGUGGCCAGUGGGGGCUGUGGGGGGACUGGCAAGGUGAUCUCAUCUCCUUGUGCAGUGGGGUGCUCUCAUCUCAUCUUCAGCGCUUCGCGCCUUUUCAACGUGUCCUGCUCUGCUCCCCCCUGUGUGUGCGGCGUGCAGCACUGGAUGCCAACGGGAGGGCAUUUGACAACGGAUGCAGGCAGAGCGCGUUCCUGGUGGCGUUGGUUGCGCUGCAGCGCCGCCACGGCAGCACCGACGCCCGCACAGAUGCCCACAAGGGGGGCAGCGGCAGCGGCAGUAACAGCAGUGGGAGCAGCGCGGAUGUGGCGGUGCAGGGCAGCGCGCGCGUGACAGAGGUGCCAGUGGCUGUGAGCGCGCAGGCGAGAGCAGCUGCUGGGCGGGCGGCCGUGCUGCUGGAAGAGUGGGAGCAGGGGGGGGAGAGGGGACAGGGAGGACAGGGGGAGGACGGGGUGAAAGGGGAAAGGGGGGAAGGAGGGGAGGAGGAGGGGGCGGGCGUGGAUGUGCGCAUGGCAGCACGGGUGACAUACCACCCUGGCAACUCGACCCACCAGGUGUGCUACCAGCUGCCGCUGCCAGGCCGCUACGUCCUCUCGCUGUACCUCCUCUUCUCCGCCACCUCCCCCCUCCUGCGCUCCAAUGCGCGCACCUCCUUCCUUGGGGGGUUCUCCAAGUUCAUGCGGGGAUGUGCAGGUUCAUGCGGGGAUGUGCAGGUUCAUGCGGGGAUGUGCAGGUUCAUGCGGGGAUGUGCAGGUUCAUGCGGGGAUGUGCAGGUUCAUGCGGGGAUGUGCAGGUUCAUGCGGGGAUGUGCAGGUUCAUGCGGGGAUGUGCAGGUUCAUGCGGGGAUGUGCAGGUUCAUGCGGGGAUGUGCAGGUUCAUGCGGGGAUGUGCAGGUUCAUGCGGGGAUGUGCAGGUUCAUGCGGGGAUGUGCAGGUUCAUGCGGGGAUGUGCAGGUUCAUGCGGGGAUGUGCAGGUUCCUUGGAGGUUCACGCAGCUACACGGUGGUGCAGUCGCAAGCCAUUCAAGCAUCAGCGCCGCCCACCUUCUCCCUUCACGCACACAGGUGCCUUGCCGUCACAUGCCAUGCCAUUUCAUGGGGCGUGCAGGGGACUGCUGCAGUGUGUCGCAUGUGUCCUCACCGCACUUCAACGCUCUCCUCUAUCUCUUGUCUCUCAACGCUCUCCUCUAUCUCUUGUCUCUCAACGCUCUCCUCUAUCUCUUGUCUCUCAACGCUCUCCACUAAUCCCUUGUCUCUCAACGCUCUCCUCUAUCUCUUGUCUCUCAACGCUCUCCUCUAUCUCUUGUCUCUCAACGCUCUCCUCUAUCUCUUGUCUCUCAACGCUCUCCACUAA
Molecule: messenger RNA, 1413 nt
Organism: Closterium sp. Naga37s-1
Lineage: Eukaryota; Viridiplantae; Streptophyta; Zygnematophyceae; Desmidiales; Closteriaceae
Source: the annotation of a GenBank genome assembly